ACCACACACAUCAACAAAUGGGUGGGAGCGAGCGGGUAGAGAUGUUUUGGUGAGAAUCGAUGUGUGUUAGUUUGUUUGUUUGUUUAUUGCGAAUGGAUUCGCACCUGCUGUCGUUUCCUUCGUCGUUGGUUAAGACGGCAGGGUAUUGGAGGCUUGCUGGGUGUUAGUGACAGUGAGCUUACAAUUGGGUUGGGUUGGCAUUGCGGUUGAAUUUUCGAAGGGGAUUUCGUUGUUGUUGGGUGUUGUGAAGGAGAGGCGUUGUAAUUGGUGCUUCUGUUUUUGGAGUUAUGAAGUUGGGUAUCGUGCGGGUGAGAGUGUCGUCGCAUUGCGAGUAGAUAUGUGAGUCGAGGUCCAAUUUUCAGCUUCGAGGAUGAGCAGGGCGUCGGUGGGCUUGGCAUCAAGCUGCCUUUCGCUUAAGCAUGCUAGAUUCGCUGGACUAAACCUUGGGGGUGGCCUUAGGGUUAGGGCUUAUGCUAAACCCCGUGUCAGUUGUGUUGCGUACGAGAGAGGGGAAGAGGUAGAUAAAACCAGGAGCAAAAAGAAAAAUGUGUCCGAUUUUGGACCUUCAUUGGCACGUGGGAGGCGAUUACCACUCCUGCAAUUUGAAACAUCUCAGCAGGACUCCAACAUAUUGCAAGAAACUCAAUGGGCGCGUAAGAAAGCUGAGUUAGAAUUCGGUACUCAGGUAGACGGGGCUCUUGCAGAGAGCAUUAUACGUUCUGAAUAUGAUCAACGGAGCUGUAACGCUUUUAUUGAAACCAAUCUUCUUAACGCGAAAGAGGUUGUUGAGAAGCUCGUGAAGGAGGAUGGGACAGUGAAGAAGCAUCUGAAGUUUGCAGAGCUUGACAGGGAGAGUUUUACUCGAGUGUUUGAAGUAGCAGCGGUUCGUGUCCCGGCCGAUUGGUGCGGAGUUUUUGUGCCAAGUCUUCAAGGACAUCUUCUGAAUUGGCCCCGUGUGAAGAAUGUACCAAGAGUAGAGGGUGAUGAUGGGGAUGCGGCAUUGAAGUCACUACUGUGGAAGGACGAGCAAGCUCUUCAGACCACUCAAGGCCUGGUUGAGUCUGUAAUUUCUGCGGUAUAUCCUGAAGAGCCUGACCUAGAUGGGGAACAGGCGGACAAGAUCAAGAAUAAACGGAGGCUGCCGAGUCUGCGGAAGCUGACUCGUGGGGUCGACAGUGCUUUAGUUCAAUCCAUUAAGUCUCCCAAGAGAGGGCUAUCCGAGCAGCCAUUAGUUCGAGGCAGGGAAGAGGGAGCUGUAAGCGUUAAGAUUGUUGGAGAGUGUCAAAAUUCUCAGAACCAUGAUAAUGAACCAAGAGAUGCAUGGCGGCUUUUGCUACUGGACGAGAGGUACAAUGACACGCCUAAUGAUGAGCUCCCGCAGGCUGUACAGGCGGUUCUUGCUCAUCCUGGAUGCGAGCUUGUGCGCUGCGAGCUGACUUUAACAUACGACUAUUGGCCGAUGGAUGAGAUCUUGAAGGAAGUCUUACCGCCGGGUAUGACUACCCCCACUGCUUUUGAGACUGUGGGCCACAUAGCUCAUCUCAACUUGCGGAACGAGCACAUACCUUAUCGUCACGCAAUAGCUCAGAUUGUUUUGGAGAAAAACAAGCCAAGAAUCCGAACAGUAGUGAACAAGACCGAUGUAAUACACAACAAGUACCGAACCAUGCAACUUGAGCUUCUUGCUGGAAAUAGUUCCCUUAUUACAACUGUUGUGGAACAUGGGUUGUCUUUUCGUCUCGAUCUUGCAUCUGUCUAUUGGAACUCCCGAUUGGCCACCGAAAGGCAACGGCUUAUCGAUACAUUUAACGAGAAUGACAUCGUAUGUGACAUGUUUGCCGGUGUUGGACCCAUUGCUAUUGUUGCAAGCAAGAAGGUCAAAUUUGUGUAUGCUAAUGACUUGAACCCAGCUGCUACUACCUACAUGCACCAUAACUUACGCUUGAAUAAGUUAGCCUACAAAGUAGAGGUGAGCAACGACGAUGCUAGGCAAUUUGUGCGUAACUUACUAGCCAGGAACCCGCCUGUGCUCUUUACCCAAGUGGUCAUGAAUCUGCCUCUGGAUGCAGCCGAGUUCUUAGAUGUGUUCGUCCACGCCUUCUCAAGGGACGUUUGGGAGAGACACACUCUGCCCCACAUCCAUGUCUACGGUUUCUCUAAAGCCAAAGAUCCCGAGGCUGAAUACUCUGAGAGAAUAGCUGAUGUUCUGGGGGAAAUGCCUCACCCAAUUCACAUCCAUCGAGUUCGACUUGUGGCUCCAGGAAAAUACAUGCUCUGCGCCUCCUUUCGUCUUCCUGCUAAUGUCGCAUUCCCUAGAGGAUCGACCAUACGAGAAUAUGCUUAGUUGCUACUUCAGUUUCUAGCAAACGCAUUUGCGAAGUGAGCUGUACAUGAAAAAGUGGACAGUUCAUUUCCAGUUGACUAGUAUCGACGGUAUACUAGUUUGAAAUCAGUUGUAAAGGCUAAACUCCUCAAUUUUGCUUAUGAGACCAUAGAACUGGUACAAGCUUACCACUA
Physcomitrium patens is the source of this 2517-nucleotide messenger RNA. RefSeq names its product tRNA (guanine(37)-N(1))-methyltransferase 1. Gene Ontology annotation, biological process: tRNA N1-guanine methylation. Gene Ontology annotation, cellular component: cytoplasm. Lineage: Eukaryota; Viridiplantae; Streptophyta; Bryopsida; Funariales; Funariaceae. The record is from RefSeq and is a predicted model, not a curated record. Gene Ontology annotation, molecular function: tRNA (guanine(37)-N1)-methyltransferase activity.